AUGAAGACUGCCGCCGCCGUCGCUCUUCUCUCCGUCACCGGCGUGCUCGCCGCCCCCAAGCCCAACAGCAGAGUCCCUGUUGGUGGCCCGCUGCACAAGAAGGUCGGCACCUUUUCCGGCCAGCAGGUCGAGUCGCCCUGGGGCGGUGGUGUCCAGGAGGGCAACGGCUGGACCUUUGUCACCGGCACCACCAAGAUUCCCAACAUCAGCGGCCAGGACAGCUACGCUGGCACCGCUGCCUGGGUUGGCAUUGAUGGCUACAGCUGCCAGAGUGCCAUCCUCCAGACCGGCGUCCAGGCCCACGGCGACGGCACCGUCCGCGCCUGGUACGAGUGGUGGCCCGAGCCUCCCGUGUACUACGACGACCAGUUCCCCGUCAGCGACGGCGACGUGAUCCGCAUGUCGGUCAACGCCACCUCGGCCAAUUCGGGCACCUCGACCCUCGAGAACCUCACCACCGGCCGCCACAUCACCACCCCCUACCGGAACAUGCGCGAGUCCCUCUGCCAGAGCGACGCCGAGUGGAUCCUCGAGUACGGCGGCGACUCGCAGACCUUUGCCAACUUUGGCGAGUGGGAUUUCUACGACACGUCCGCCACCUCCCGCCAGGGCAGCGUCGGCGCCGACGGCAGCCGCAUCACAAACGUCCAGAUCGACGGCCAGACCCUCACCAACUGCCAGGCCAACGGCCAGGGCGUCCAGUGCGCCUACAGCGGUUAG
This is a messenger RNA of Akanthomyces muscarius, 720 nucleotides long. RefSeq lists its product as uncharacterized. Gene Ontology annotation, molecular function: glutamic-type endopeptidase activity. The transcript has 2 exons. NCBI's taxonomy places the organism in Eukaryota, Fungi, Ascomycota, Sordariomycetes, Hypocreales, Cordycipitaceae. Gene Ontology annotation, biological process: proteolysis. The coding region runs from base 1 to 720 and encodes 239 amino acids. The record is from RefSeq and is a predicted model, not a curated record.